GAGGCGGACGAGCUCGUGCGGAAGAACCAGGAGCAGAACGUCUCGGACGCGAUGGCGGCGCUCCCCGCGCUCGCCACCGGGCUCGACGUCAACGUCGGAUUCCGUCACCCGCUGGACUUUGAGUUCACGCCGCAACUCGCGAUAUUCGACCUGCUCGACGUGACGCUGUGCCACGCGUGGGUGAUAGAUCCGGACGACGCGCAGGCGAGGGCGGCGGUGGGGGGGAGGAGCUACAAUCAGCUCAUGGAGCGGAUGAUCGAGCUCAUCACGGCGGCGACGACGAGCGGCCGGUCGGACGCCUCGGCGAUGGACGCGACGACGGAGCGGCUCGUGAUCGAAGAUUUCCUCGCGCGUUCCGCGUCGCAGCUCACCCCGCACGGCUUGCGCGCGGCUCGCGAUCGCGUGAAAGAGAACGAGCUCGUUGUGUUCUUCCGGAACAACCACUUCAGCACGGUGUUCAAGAAGGACGGCGCGCUGUACCUGCUCGUGACGGACCAAGGGUACCUCAACGAGAGCGACGUGGUGUGGGAGGCGUUGGCGCCUGCGGAC
This is a messenger RNA of Micromonas pusilla CCMP1545, 549 nucleotides long. RefSeq lists its product as uncharacterized. Gene Ontology annotation, cellular component: cell periphery; cytosol. The transcript has 2 exons. Gene Ontology annotation, biological process: protein K48-linked deubiquitination. The annotation marks the transcript as partial. NCBI's taxonomy places the organism in Eukaryota, Viridiplantae, Chlorophyta, Mamiellophyceae, Mamiellales, Mamiellaceae. The record is from RefSeq and is a predicted model, not a curated record. Gene Ontology annotation, molecular function: cysteine-type deubiquitinase activity; cysteine-type carboxypeptidase activity; K48-linked deubiquitinase activity.